UCGUAUAUACAUAUCAAACCAUCUCCGCUCCGAGCUCGAAGUAUAUCUAGAGUAACAUAGACUUCUCAACUCUUAACGACCUCUUACGAUCAUAUCAUCUCAUCUCAUCAUCGAGUCUGUUUCGACACUUGUCUUAUUAGACCUUAUCAUCUCACAUAAAAUAAAAAAUGUCAGCCGCCAUCGCCUCCCGAGCCCAAGCUCCCCUAUCCGCCAUCAUCAGGCAAGCCUUUAAGGGCCUGCGACAAUCUACGCGGAUCGUCGAAGGCAUUGAGGCUCUACCCUCUGCCGGACCAUCUCAGCGCGCCGACUGGGGCCGCAUCGCCAGGGCACGUGUUGGUGUUGCUUCUAUAUACUUCCCCAUGAUGGGCACAUUCCUUACCUGGCCUCUGAUAUCCAGUCACUUCCUUGACGGCCACAUGGGACAAUUCUAAUUUCGGAUCUGUUCACCUUCACGUUCAUGUUCAUACUAUCAUGGGCUAUACGAACCACACUACAUACCGCACACCAUAAACCAUAAGAGCCAUCCGUCGCGACGAUUAUACAAACUGUAUAUAUAAUACCUAGUAUUCGGCCGGGCGUUUUUGGUCACCAGAAGAAACCUGACACAGGUUUAGCAUCAUGACAUAAGGAGGCGUUCCGGUUUAAUUA
Molecule: messenger RNA, 648 nt
Organism: Annulohypoxylon truncatum
Lineage: Eukaryota; Fungi; Ascomycota; Sordariomycetes; Xylariales; Hypoxylaceae
Exons: 2
Coding region: 168-431 (87 amino acids)
Source: RefSeq, a predicted model, not a curated record